GCCGCCCCUCUGCGCCUGCGCCAGCGGCCGCGCAUGCCCCGAGCACGGGCCCCGCUGAGGGUAAGGUCUCAUUCCUUGAGGACCUCCGUCCCCGCCCGACCCGGGGUCCGAGUUCACACGAUGCGCCUGUCCAGAGAGGAGACUAAUGGCGUUCUUCCACACGUUUCUUGCGAACUAGAGAGAGAGAAAGGAAGAGGAACAAGCAUUGCUUUGUAAAAACACAAGCUAAGGCCUUGGUCUUGCUAUCCAUUUGACAAGCUACUCAACAUUCCUCUGCCAGAGUUAUGGCACUCCCUUUCCGGAAAGACUUGGAGAAAUACAAGGAACUUGAUGAAGAUGAAAUCUUGGGCAAGUUGUCUGAAGAAGAACUGAAGCAACUGGAAACCGUCCUGGAUGACCUUGAUCCAGAGAACGCGCUGUUGCCAGCAGGUUUCCGGCAAAAGGACCAGACUUUGAAAAAACCCUGUGGGCCUUUUGACCGAGAGAAGCUUCUUUCAUUUUUGGAGAAACAAGCACUGGAGCAUAAAGACGUUGAGGACGUUGUGCCUUACACAGGAGAAAAGAAAGGAAAAGUUUUCAUCCCCAAACAGAAGCCAGUACAAACUUUCACAGAAGAAAAAGUGACACUUGAUCCAGAACUGGAGGAGGCAUUGACAAGUGCUACAGACACAGAACUCUGUGACCUUGCAGCUAUCCUAGGAAUGCACAACUUGAUAAGCAGCUCUCAGCUGCACGACAUCAUGGGAAGCAGCAAUGGUGUCAGCAACGAAGGUUUCACAAAUGUGGUCAAAGGUGAAAAGAUAAUCCCGGUCUUUGAUGAGCCACCAAACCCCACAAAUGUGGAAGAGAGUUUGCGGAGGGUUAAAGAUAAUGAUCCUCACCUUGUUGAAGUAAACCUGAACAAUAUAAAGAACAUUCCCAUUCCGACUCUCAAAGAAUUUGCCAAGGCCCUGGAAGCAAACACCUAUGUGAAGAGCUUCAGCCUUGCAGCCACUCGGAGCAAUGACCCCGUUGCUGUGGCUUUGGCAGACAUGCUGCGGGUGAACCAGAUGCUGAACUGCCUCAAUGUUGAAUCCAACUUCAUUACUGGGACAGGCAUCUUGGCCUUAGUAGAUGCCCUGAAAGAGAAUGAAACCCUGACAGAGAUCAAAAUUGAUAACCAGAGGCAGCAGCUGGGGACGCCCGUAGAAAUGGAGAUUGCCAAGGUGCUUGAGGAAAACACCAAGAUCCUUAAGUUUGGGUAUCACUUCAUGCAGCAAGGACCCCGCACCAGGGCAGCGGCUGCGAUCACAAAGAACAACGAUUUAGUUCGCAAGCGAAGAGUGGAAGGAGAUCACCAAUAAACCCUCUGGCCAGCCGAAGUGCAAAGGAGCAGAGAUUCCGUAGCCCCUUGAAGGACAUCCGCUUCACCUGGGAUUCAGCAACCCCGAGAUUUCUUCUUACUUGCAUAGAAGGGAAAAGACUGGAAUUGGCAUUCCUCUUUUUUGUUCAAACGGAUGAGUGCGUAUAUACAUACACACUCAUCCAUUUCUCUCUAUAUAUAUUUGAUAAAGUUAUAUUACUAGUCCUGGUAUCCAACACACGAUUUGAAAACUUGUUAGCCCCAUCUGUCCUGAGCUCAAUUCCCUUAAUUCCCUUUUGUUUCAGGAGUUGGGAGCGAUGGCUUCUGGACAGAUCGAUGCCAAUACUAACAUUGGUGGCAGAGUAAACAGCUGCUGUUAAGGGAGCAAACUCUUUCAGUUCCCAGGGAGUAAAUUAUCUAGUAGGAAAUAUGGAAUUCUGAUAUAAGCACUGGGGCAUCAAAACAAUGUUUUAAAUGUGUGUGUGUGUAUUGGGUGGGGGGAAUUCUUCAAAAAGCAAAGGGAAAUGAUUACUUCAUCCACCAUGUGUGUUGCAGUGAUGGUACAUCAUUGCUCUGGCUGAUACUUCUUUUUUUCCCCCCAUUUUUGACUAUUCAAAAUGCUUUCCUGAAGACGGCGAUUUUUUGCUGUAAGACAAUUAUUCCAUUUUAAGGGCUGCUGCUGCUGCUUCUUGGUUUCCCUCUUCAUGGCAAGCUAAGCUGGCAAAAAUGGUGCUGGGUGCCUUAAACCUUACAGCCUUGGCAGCUGGCUAGCUUAUUUUUCUAUUAAUUUGCAGAACGUGAUACGUCCGCACUUUGCUCUGUUAUGUCCAGACUGGAUGUAUUUAUAGAGAUUUUUUCUUAUUUCAUCAGCAUUGUGUUGGGUUCUGCUACUUGGUAUUUAUGUGUGUGUGUGUGUGUGUUUGUGUGUGUGUGUGUAAAAGAGAGAGAGAGAGAGAGAACAUAUAUGUAUAUAUAAGUUGCAGCAUAUCAAACCAUGGCUGCUGAUCUGUAACACAGUGUACUGGUCCACCAGUGCUUAAGAAGCCCUGUUUGUGUGGGUUGAAAAGACCCUGUGACUUACAGUUAGAUUUCCUAGAAAUUUCACACAUUCUGUCCAGCCACAAUCAGACACUGUUGCAGCUCACCUUGAUGCCUGCCCCCUGCUAGGCUGCUGAGUCAGAGAAACUGCCCAAGUGCAGCAUUCUCUUGGCAUGCUGUGGCAUCCUAGGACAUUCUCAGUGGUAGUUCCUCAGCCAGCUAUUCCUGCUUCAAGGGAACCCUGAGACAAAGCACAAGCACACUGAUGGCUGUUGGGAGGGGACCUACCAUGUAUCACACUGGCAAAACCCUCUUGGAGCCAACCCAGAUUUUGUGUGACCCAUAAUAUACAUUGUCUUAGACAAUUGUGAUGCACCUCCUAAUUUGUAAGGGGAAUCCUUCCUUUUGAAAUAGUUACAUGGACUCAUUUGCACAAAAAGAUGAAUCCAGAAUAUGGAAGAUAAGAUUUACUCAGGAGCAAGUGUAAUAAGAAAUGCUGCCCAGUUACUCUUGCUUGCUAACCAGCAAACGCUUACCAUUGGGUCCAAACCAAGUUUCUGGUUUGGUAGGGAAGCUAUAAAUUAGGAAUCCCAGUUUGGAUACAAUGUGAUGUUUUGUCCCCUUACUGUGUUUCUGGUUCCUGCUGCUGUUCCCACUUGUCAAGAAGAAAGACCCUGAAGGCCUGUAAAUUUCUUGGGCUUGAUAAACUGGGAUGGGUCCACAAUUCCAACGUGUUCUUUUGGGGCCAUCUGAUUCACUUAAAAUGAUAAAGUUUUUUUUAAUCCUUACAGCAGCUGGAACUAAUGGGAUGCCUUCAAAUGUUAUGAACUGAGCUUAGCUGUCGCUGUGAAACGUUGUCCUGCGUAGGCACUACCACUAUAAAUCCCUGCCACUGAUUUACAGCUUGACAAUUUCACACUGUAUGGCAACUAUAUAGCCCAUGAGGCUGGCCUUGGGCAAGUUAGGAGGAAGGCAACGAAAUAUAAGCAGUAACAGAAAAUAGGGGCAAUUGUACCCAUUUUGUAUAUAGAAUAGGAUUCGCAGAGGAAACACCAGCUUUAUUUAAUUUCAGAUCUCUGUUUCCAAACACAUUUUGAUGAACAGUUGCAUAUAUUUUGUUUUUGUUUUUUAACAGUUGGAUGUGUCCAUCACUGGAUGCAACUUUUUGUAUUGUUUAGAGAAACAGUUGCAAUCUUGUACUUGUAUGCAAGACUCCUUAGUGGCAUUAUGUGUCCUUGGGCAGAUUUACUUUCUAAGUGUCACUACUACUGGUGGUGCUACGCUAACAUAGCCAAACGUGAGAGAUGCUUGUACCGUACGCUAGUAUAUGCUCUUGGUAUUAGUGUGCAAUUUCUGAGAUCAGAAAAGAGAACAUUGACUUUGCCUUGCUGUUGUAUAUCUUCCGUUGCUUGCUCUGUAGCUCAUCCUGGAGUCACAGUGGAUCCAAGGGACGUUCUCCCUGGAGCGGGACUUGUCCUUAACUUCCUAGUGCCUAAUAUGAUGUGAAUUGUUCUCCCUGUUUUCUAGGUUUAUUGGCAUGGUGGUUGGUGGGGAUUGUUAACCUGCAAGAGGAAUCAACAGUUAGCUAGUAUACCAGCCUUCCGCAACCAGAUGCCCUCCAGACGUCUGCGGCUAUGACUCAUAUCAUCCUUAAAGGCUGUGUUGGCAGAGGGCGAUAGGAACUGUAGUUCGACCAAUCCAGAGGGUGCCAAAUUGGGAAAAGGGUGAAGGAAGGUGAAAUAGAUAUCCUUACGUAUGCAACCCACUCCAUUUUAGGGGAAAGUGAGAAAGGAAAUGAAAUAUUCUGAUAGAAAGGUGACAUGUUGAUGCUUUAACAGUUUGUGUGUGGGGGUUGCAUCCUUUUUCUUUUUCUUUGGAAGGCAGGAAGUACAACGCAGUGUCAUUUUUAUGACUGAACAACUUCCAUUCAUUCAGCUUACAUUUAAGGGUGCAGGUGUACCACAGUACAUGUUAAUAGUGGUUCAGGAUUUAAUAUAAAACUGCGCGGGUUUCCCAAAAGGUGAAACUGUUCUGCAUUUUUUCAAUCUAAAGCUUCUUUGGCAGUGGUAGGAACUGCUUUCUAUUUUAAGUAUGCACUUACCCUCAUCAUUAACCUCAUAUUUUGUUGAUUGUCUUUAGGACCCACUUUUGAAACCUCGAAUAUUUCCAUAUUAUACUACAAAGAAUGUGGUUACAUUUAAGACUGUUUACAAAUGUUAACUUUUAAUAUUUUUGAUACAAAUAAUACCAUUUGUAUGCUACAAACUGUAACAUCUAUUCUGGUUGAAAUUUCUGUUGAAAAGAACAACAAAAUGAAUGGACUUGCAUCACAAAGCCAGACUGUAUGCUGUCAUUAUUAUAAUAAAACUAUUAAAAUGCUA
This is a messenger RNA of Candoia aspera, 4761 nucleotides long. RefSeq names its product tropomodulin-3-like. Gene Ontology annotation, molecular function: tropomyosin binding. NCBI's taxonomy places the organism in Eukaryota, Metazoa, Chordata, Lepidosauria, Squamata, Candoiidae. Gene Ontology annotation, cellular component: cytoskeleton; myofibril; striated muscle thin filament. The record is from RefSeq and is a predicted model, not a curated record. The transcript is spliced from 11 exons. The coding region runs from base 285 to 1343 and encodes 352 amino acids. Gene Ontology annotation, biological process: actin filament organization; myofibril assembly; muscle contraction.